CUUAUUUAAACGGCGCCAAAUGUCCGAAACCCGUGUUUUUGUUUAUUCCCAAUAUUUGGGGAUGGAGACUGAACGUCGAUAGCAAACUUAUUUGAAAGGAAACCACAAUGAACGGACACAUUAUCAAAGGCACUCCUAUUGCAGUGGAUUUCUGGCAGAUUCGUAAAUGUCCUGAUGCUAAACUAUUUUUCCUGACACAUUUCCACAGUGACCAUACAGUCGGCCUCACAUCUUCUUGGAAUCAGCCAAUCUACUGCUCCAAAGUAACAGGAGACCUCAUUUGUAAAAAAUUUAAUGUCGCUCGAGAAUUAAUCCGACCUUUGGAGCUAAACACUCCGGUUUUAAUCCCUGUCGACGCUACGUAUACUGAGACGGUUACUGUCGUAGCAGUUGAUGCUAACCAUUGCCCCGGAUCAGUUAUGUUCUUGUUUCAAGGUUACUUUGGUUGUAUGCUUUAUACCGGUGACUUUCGGUAUGAACCUAAGGUAAUAACCGACUCUUAUUUGUCGUCACUUAGUUGUAGUGUUGAUACUUUAUAUCUCGACAAUACUUUUUGUGAUCCAAAAUGUGCGUUUCAAUCUCGUAGGCAAGCUAAAGACUGGAUUACGGAAUUGAUCAGUUAUUAUCCAGGACACGAUAUCAUUUUCGGUAUGAAAAGCUUAGGCAAACCAAAUCUACUCAUUGAAAUCGCAAAGCAUUUUCAGGAAUUUAUCGCCGUACCUCAGAAAAUGUUUGAAUAUUUUGAACUUAUCGAAACCCCUGAUGUUUUUCAAAUUGACACUGCUGAACAGGAAUGCCGAAUUCGGGUUGUUCCUUUUUACUUAGUAACAGAGAAGUAUUUAGAUAAAUUAACGAGAGAAACAAUUGCAAUAUUUCCAACAGCAAUUUAUGAAGGGCUUGAUGGCUCUCCAUAUUGCAACCAAAAUAAUAUUUAUGUGAUACCUUAUUCAGAUCAUAGCUCAUAUCCAGAGCUUGUAGAAUUUGUUAAAAGAAUUAGUCCCAAGCAAAUAAUUCCAAUUGUUAAAGCUAACACAAAAGGACCAUUUAAUAUUUCAGUAGCUCAUCGUGCAGAUAUGAGUUGUUUUAAUCAAUACCUUUCCACGAGUCCCAUCAAAAAGUAUACCAUGCCAACUUUCCUUAAAAGCUCCAUUGGAGAUAAUGCCAAAAAAAUUCUGUCCUCAGCUGCUAAAAAGAAAAUCCAAAGACAUGUCCUAAAACGUCAUAUUCCCAAAGGAGUUGUUUUUGAAUCUCCCACAAAAUCAUCUCCAACCAAACCAGAAGAGAAAAGCGAUCGCUUAGAACCAAAAAUAAAUGAAGAAAACCAUAAAAAUAUUCCAUCAGUCUCAGGGAAUUCUCCAAACAGUUCUAAAACUGACUCUAAUAGUAAGACUGUAGAAGCUUUACAAACGUCUUCCCUAAAUAUAGUAAACAAGAAUUCUGACUGUGAUAGACAAGAUACAGUAACAGGAAUUUCAAUUACGAAGACUCCAACUAAAAGUAAUAAGCAAAAAAAAGGCAUUGGAAGGAAUUCAGAAAUACCUGAUGCUUCAAAAGAAAAUUUUGCUGAAAAAAUUUCGUUAUUUGAAAAUCAAUCACAACAGAAUUCUGAUAAUAUUGAACAACAUGAGGACCCAGUCCCACUUUCUGAUCGAAAUGUAACCGAAAAUAUUUGCAGAACAAAUGUAAAUAAUGGCGAACGGUCAGAAAAGUCUUUAAAAAUAUCAACAACUACUGCAAACUGCAGACAGCAAUUACCAAUGAUUGAACAGUUAAGUGAAAUCUCACCAAGCAACAAAUUAGACAAAAGAAGGAAAGAAACUGAGAACGCCGGUGAUGAAGAAUUUGUUGCUGAAUCUUUAGAGGAUGACAGUUCAUCAUCCAACAGUAAUACAUCAACAAUAUAUUAUUUAAACGAACCAGAUGUAGUCGAAGAAAACACAGGUAAAAAAAAAGGUGUUUCUUCAAAGAAACGCAAACUGCCAUUGUCUGUUGGGCAACAUUCAAAAGACUACUCUAAACUCUUUAAGAGACCUAAAGAAGUCGCCGACGUUGAUUUUGAACCAGGAAGUUUUGAUUCUAGUUCGUGCGCUUUGCCAAGCAAUGGAAAUUGUAUAAUGGCAAAGCAGUCUAAUAAUCAAUGUCGGAGGCUUGUAUCUAGUUAUUUUGAACAGGAUAAAAACUCAGUUGAAAAUAACCCCUCUACAUCAAGAUCUUCAUUAGACUACACAACCAAACAUGUCCUUUCACGGUGUCAUGAACUGGAACCCUCUUUGAUUGAGAAGUAUCAAAAUAUUAUUGAGAAAUUUGUUUUAAAACAAAGAGAAAUUAAUUUACUUUGAAAAGAACCUUUAAAUAGAUUCUAUAAAUUUAUCAAAAUUAAAAUGUAAAUUAAUUACUAA
Molecule: messenger RNA, 2399 nt
Organism: Octopus sinensis (East Asian common octopus)
Lineage: Eukaryota; Metazoa; Mollusca; Cephalopoda; Octopoda; Octopodidae
Product: 5' exonuclease Apollo-like
Exons: 2
Coding region: 108-2339 (743 amino acids)
Biological process (GO): protection from non-homologous end joining at telomere; double-strand break repair via nonhomologous end joining; interstrand cross-link repair
Molecular function (GO): 5'-3' DNA exonuclease activity; damaged DNA binding
Source: RefSeq, a predicted model, not a curated record